AUGAGGGUCGUAUUUAAAUACGAAAAUAAAGCGGUUCCCACGGCGUCGUUCGCGGGAACGGAAGCCUCUUCGAUGUCGCGGCGUCUCCGCGCGACUCUUCGUAUCGCGCGAUCAUCGCCUGCGCGCCGCCUCCCGCGCCUGAUCCGACGCAGCCUCCCGGCCCAGCCGGCCAGCCUUGAGCGAACCCUCAAUGCGACGUUGCCUUACAACGUGACUAGCAGU
Molecule: messenger RNA, 222 nt
Organism: Brenthis ino (lesser marbled fritillary)
Lineage: Eukaryota; Metazoa; Arthropoda; Insecta; Lepidoptera; Nymphalidae
Source: the annotation of a GenBank genome assembly